Molecule: messenger RNA, 1047 nt
Organism: Didymella exigua CBS 183.55
Lineage: Eukaryota; Fungi; Ascomycota; Dothideomycetes; Pleosporales; Didymellaceae
Product: ankyrin
Exons: 1
Coding region: 1-1047 (348 amino acids)
Molecular function (GO): protein binding
Source: RefSeq, a predicted model, not a curated record
AUGGAGCUCGCAGCCAGUCUCAAGAAGCUGGAGUCAGUCAAGGUUCUCAUCGACGCAGGCGUCUCACCAAACGUCCGCAAGGAUGGCUCCUACACUCCUCUCGCGUCUGCUAUCCGCGACAACAGCGCCGACAUCGUAACAUACCUGCUUGAGCACGGCGCCGACCCCAACUUCAAAGCCGUCGAGUUUCCAACCUUCAAAUGCAUCACCCACAAACGCACACACUUCCUCCCGCAGCUAGUAGCUGCAGGUGCAGACCUGCACACACCCAAGGGCAUUAUCGAGACCGCCGUCUUCCACAAGGACAAAGACGCUCUUCUCUACUUGCUCGACCAAGGCGUCAACCCCAACGACCGCUGCCCCGAAGGCGGCAAAACAGCCCUCACAACCGCAAUCCGCGAAAACAGCCUGGAGUUUGUCGAUCUCCUGCUGAAUCACGGCGCCAACCCGGCUGUCCGCGGCCAAGACUGGCCCUUGUGCAUGGCAGUCAGAAACCCCAUCGUGUUGAAACGCCUUCUCGCUGUCCCGGGCAUCAACCCUCGCGCCUUCCGCGGCUGCGUAGAGAUGGCUGUGCACGCAGGCCAGCUCGAGUCCGUCAAGUUGCUGCUAGGCGCAGGCGUGAGCGUCGAGGAUAAGAACUGCGGCGUGUUUUCUCCACUCACAACUGCGAUCCGCGAGGGGCAUAAGAGUAUCGUGCGAUACUUGCUGGACGAGGCGAGCGCGGAUCCGAAUGCACCUGGCGAGCAUCUGCCGCUUGUGAAAGCGCUGAGAAGCUAUGACGGACAUGACACAGAAGUCAUACAGAUGCUGUUGAGCAGGGGCGCGGAUAUCAAUCAUAUGCACCGCGGGUGGAAUCCCGUUCUUCAAGCGGUGGAGAACAGUGAUACUGAGAUACUGCGGCUUCUUGUUAGUCUCGGUGGACCGGUGGAUUUGCAGGCUGUGGAUGAGACGGGCCGACCGGUCAUUGAUAUCGUUGGAGAUCGGGAUUGGGAGGAGGGUCUUGCGUUGCUGUUUCCCAAGUCCUCGAGCCCGAGAGGUAGAUCGUGA